This is a messenger RNA of Fusarium pseudograminearum CS3096, 3870 nucleotides long. RefSeq lists its product as uncharacterized. Gene Ontology annotation, molecular function: ATP hydrolysis activity; ABC-type transporter activity; ATP binding. The transcript has 7 exons. NCBI's taxonomy places the organism in Eukaryota, Fungi, Ascomycota, Sordariomycetes, Hypocreales, Nectriaceae. Gene Ontology annotation, cellular component: membrane. The record is from RefSeq and is a predicted model, not a curated record. The coding region runs from base 1 to 3870 and encodes 1289 amino acids. Gene Ontology annotation, biological process: transmembrane transport.
AUGGCCAUCGCAGAACCAGUCUUGGGAUUGGUUGAAUCGAUAGCACUCAUUACCUUGAUCUUUGUCGAACAUAGAAACUCGAGAAAGCCGUCCAAGAUUAUUGGGGGAUACCUUGCCAUCACCAUCAUCCUCGACAUUGCUUUGGUGCGCACCUUUUGGAUCAGGUCGAUGUGGGCUAUUGCGGCUGUGUUCACUUGCGCUUUCGCCCUCAAAGUGACUCUUCUGAUCUUAGAGGAAUGGCCUAAAGUCUUAGUGGGAGAGAACGAAAAGAUACGGGAGACUUCUUCAGGUGUGAUUAAUAGAAGUGUGUUCUGGUGGCUGAACAGCCUCUUCCUUCAAGGGUAUCGUGGCAUUCUCGAAACUGCGGAUUUGCAAAACAUCGACCCAAAAUUCGAUACAGACCAUGUAUCAAAACCCUUGGAAGAGCGAUGGAUACGAGACCCAAAGAACGGACCCUCCAGCCUUUUGAAGUGCACCUUUCUUGCGUAUAAAUGGCAGUUUGCAGUAGGCAUCCUUCCUCGACUUCUCCACAGUGGUUUCAAUUUUGCACAGCCAUUUCUUAUACAAUCCGUCAUUAACUUUGUUGGUCGAAAGGAAAUGUCUGUACAAAUUUCCAGUGGCCUCAUCGGAGCGACUGUACUUAUCUAUCUCGGCCUUGCGAUAUCCGGAGCAUGGCACAAGCACCUGUCGUUUCAGAUGGUCACCAUGUACCGAGGCGGACUGAUCUCGUUGAUAUUCAAGAAGACGCUAAAACUCAAAACAUCGUCUGUCAAAGAUUCCGCACAAGUUACACUCAUGACAACGGAUGUCGAAACGAUUGUGGCUGCUGGGGCAUCGAUCCAUGAUAUGUGGGCCAACAUGAUAGAACUUCCUAUUGGUAUCUACCUACUGCACCGUCAGAUAGGCAAUCCGAGUCUUCUUGUACUCGUUCCAACGAUUGUCACCACCAUUUUGAGCGGAAUCAUCUCUGUAGCCAUGGAGCCAGCGACAGUGCAAUGGAACGCAAUGGUCCAAAAGCGCGUGGGCGAAACAUCAAGCAUGCUGGACCAGAUCAAAGGCAUUAAGAUGAUGGGCUUGACGAAUUUCUUUCGCCAAACAGUGCAGAGUCUGAGAGUAAAGGAACUAAAAGUAUCUGCAAAAUUUCGAUGGCUACUUGUACAUUUUGUCACACUUGCCAUGGUUUCUGCACAAGUAACACCAGUCGUUGUGAUACUCUCGGCAAUCUACUGGUCAAGAUCCGACCAAGGACUGAGCGUUGCUGAGGCCUUUACCUCACUGUCCUUAGUAUCACUUGUCACCCAACCGCUUGUUACGAUUCUUGUUUCGUUGAUGCAGAUUGCUGGAGUUGUGGCAGGGUGUGGCAGAAUCCAGGCAUUUCUGUUGCUCAAGGAGCAAGACAUCAUGACAGCAGAGGUGCCUGAAAAUGGCCUGGCAGUGGCCAUCAACAAUGCAUGCUUUUCCACCGACGAAGGAAACACACUUCUUACCGAUAUCAACAUGCGUGUUGUUCAAGGAACCAUCAACAUGAUCGUGGGAAAAGUAGGAAGCAGCAAGUCGACUCUUCUCAAAGCCAUCAUCGGCGAGAACACGCCAUCACAAGGAAGUGUCAGAACAGAAGCUUCAGUUGCAUAUUGCGAUCAAGUUCCAUGGCUUCGGAACACAACAGUCAGCAAAAACAUCAUCGGGCAGUCACAGGUUGAUGAGAAGUGGCUCGCAAGAGUCAUACGAUCAUGUGCACUUGAUGAGGAUCUAGCGCAGUUGCCUCAGGGUCAAGAGACUGUUGUUGGUUCCAGAGGAGUCGCGUUGAGUGGUGGGCAGAAGCAGAGAGUCGCUCUAGCUCGCGCUGUGUAUUCCCAGAGCAAGCUCAUCGUUCUUGACGAUGUUUUCAGCAGCCUUGACCAGACGACGUCCGACACAGUCUUUGAUCGACUUCUGGGAGAGAAAGGGUUGCUUCGGAAAAGCACUGUCAUUCUGGCAACCAGUAAUGCCCGUUUCCUUUCCUCGGCCGAUCGCAUCACAGUUGUUGACGAGGGCCGCAUCGCUCGCAACCAAAUUACAUACUCUGAACUCGAACUUACGGAAACGCUCAAAGUUAUUACACCCAUGCAGUCCCCCGAAAUCGUCCAAAAGGAUAUUGCUACGGUUAUCCCAAAAGAAGAGAUUGAUCUGUCACGAAAGACAGGCGAUACAGAAUGCUACAAAAUCUACGUUCGAUCAAUGGGUUGGAAAGUCAUCGGUAUUGUCUUUCCCACCGCUGUGAUGGGCGCGGUCACGGAAGCUAUGCCUCAGAUCUGGCUACGAAUCUGGACCGAAAAGGGCGAUGGGUCAAAGGAUGCCAAAUAUGUAGGUGGCUAUGUGGGACUCGUCGUUGCCGCCAUGAUUCUAGCACUUGUCAACAUCAGCUACUUCCUCAUAAUGGGCGUCGAAAAGUCUUCCAACAAUCUUCACGAGCAACUCUUGAAAUCUGUCUGCAGAGCGCCAUUACACUUCUUUACAACAACGGAAAAUGGCAGUAUCUUGAACCGCUUCAGCCAAGACAUGACGCUCAUUGACAUGUCGUUACCUUUGGCGUUCUACCUCACGCUCGACCUGACCCUUCGAGGCUUGGUCCAAACGGGAGUUGUUGCAUCGGGCGCAAGCUACUUUGGGGCCUUUCUCCCACUCUCUUUCCUUGCAUUAUACCUCAUCCAGAAGUACUAUCUCCGCACCUCGAGGCAAAUGCGUCUUCUCGAUCUUGAAGCAAAGACACCACUAUACACGCAAUUCACCGAGAUCACGGCGGGACUAUCAACCGUCCGCACGUUUGGGUGGUCCAAAGAACUUUUGGACGAGAGUUUCAAACUGCUCAACACAUCACAAAAACCUUUUUAUCUAAUGUUUUGCAUACAACGAUGGUUAGAGCUGGUGCUUGAUUUCUUCGUCGCUGGCAUGGCGAUGCUGUUGGUUACUAUUGCGCUCCGAAUCCCAGGAACCACAAGCGAAGGAGCAAUAGGGCUCUCUAUGGUCAACUUGCUCGGCCUCAACCUGACUCUAACGACUGUUAUUGAUCAAUGGACGAGUUUGGAGACGUCCUUGGGGGCCAUAGCCAGACUCAAAGCGUUCAUUAGUAGCACACCAAACGAGAACAAGGAAACCGAAAAAGAGAUACCAGAUGACUGGCCAAUCGGCAAAAUUGAGAUUGAGGGGAUCACGGCUUCAUACAGUGAUGAAUCGGAACCGGUCCUCCAUGAUGUAUCUCUAGUCAUCGAACCAGGACAGAAAGUCUGCCUUUGCGGUCGGUCUGGAAGUGGCAAAUCUUCCCUCGUUCUCUCGAUCUUACGACUUCUCGAACUCCAGUCCGGCAGUAUUCGCAUCGAUGGCAAAGAUCUUGCGGAGAUACCACGCCAAUACAUCAGAUCACAAAUCACAACUAUACCCCAAGACCCAGUCAGCAUGUCAGGCACUGUACGGCACAACAUGGACCCUGAAGAGCUCGCCCAGGCGGAUGAGAUGCUCAUAACAGCUUUGAAAAUGACGACUAUAUGGUCAGCCGUUGAAACCCGUGGAGGGUUAGACGCCGAUAUUUCAGCACUUGGCUUCUCAGUUGGACAAUGUCAACUCUUUUGUCUUGCACGAGCGUUGCUAUCCCACUCGAAGAUUGUUCUUCUUGAUGAACCAUCAAGCAGUGUGGAUGACGCCACGACCAAGGAAGUGCGCCAAGUCAUCCGGGAAGUUAUGCACGGCAGGACAGUCAUCGAAGUCACACAUCGACUUGAUCAUGUCACAGACUUUGACAUAGUCGUCGUCAUGAAAGAUGGUAGGAUCGUGGAAACCGGUAAUCCGAGAGAUUUACUGACCCAAGAUUCUGCCUUGAAAGCAUUGCAUGGAUAG